Molecule: messenger RNA, 1648 nt
Organism: Anolis sagrei ordinatus
Lineage: Eukaryota; Metazoa; Chordata; Lepidosauria; Squamata; Anolidae
Product: serine protease 55-like
Biological process (GO): proteolysis
Molecular function (GO): serine-type endopeptidase activity
Source: RefSeq, a predicted model, not a curated record
AUGAUCCCGGGUAGCAAAUCUGCCGCGACAUAUUUCUGCUUCUUCACAGACCAGUUGACCUUGCUGACAUCUUCGAUUUCCUCCUGCGGCCUGAGCCCUGAGACCAAGGCCACGUCGUGGACGCUGCCACUGGCCAAAGAAGGAGAGCCCGCAGCGGCUGCGUUUGAGACCCUUCCCUGGCAGGUCAGCAUCCAGACCCAGGGCAAGCACUUCUGCGGAGGCGCCAUCCUCAGCAACUGGUGGAUCUUGUCUGCGGCUCACUGCUUCCAGAGAGACCUGACCUCUGGGCUCUUUGUUGUGGUCAAUCUGGAGGGGGGCACCUUGGAGGAGAGGGAGCUGGACCGGGUGCUCAUCCACCACGACUUCAAUGGCAAGACCCUCAGCAGCGACCUGGCCUUGCUCCUCUUGGACUCUCCCAUUGACUUCAGCCGAGAGACGACCCCCAUCUGCCUGCCUUUGGUGCACGACAUCAGCAUGUGGCAAGACUGCUGGGUGGCCACCUGGGCACCCAACCCUUCUCCAGACAGCAAUGAGGGACAUCCUGCAAUGAUGAUGGAGAAAACUGAUAUGAACCUGAUCGGCUCGGAAAUAUGCGCCGAGAAAAUUCCGGACCUGACUGAGAACGUGUUGUGCACCAUGUCUGAAAAGGACACUGACGGGGACUGCAAGGAUGAGAGCGGGAAUCCUUUGGUUUGCACUUACGGAAGCAACUUCAAAUGGUUUGUAGUUGGCAUUGCCAGCAAAGGAGAGGGCUGCAAAGGAGACGGGAGCCCCGCCAUCUACACCAAUGUCUUCAAAUACCUGGACUGGAUCGAAAAAGCUACGGCGACCGAAGGAAAACCCUUUAUACCCGAAGGGGUGGAUGACCUUGCUAUCCGAACAGAACUCACGGUUCGUAAUUUGGCUCCUUCUCCUCGCUUACCUUGUGCUCUCUCCAUAAUCACUCUUGUUUUAAUGUCGAUAGUUUUCAAUUUAUAAUAAAAUUCAUUUUGCGGCAGGAGUCUGGACAGUGUCUUCCACAUGCGUAAGAUCCCCUAUUGAAGUGAUAGGAUGUCGAGAAAUCCAACUCUUAAAUUUUGAAUUCUCAUCUGUGGCUCCGUUGCAAAACAUUUCCCAGACCUCUGUAUUGGCUCCCUUAUUUUUGUGUAUUAAGAUUCACCGCUGUUGGAGCUCAGCCUGUGAUUGUGUUUCAGGAUCAGAGUGCUUUGGAUGUGGGGAGUGAUGUCAAUGAGUUGCAGGAUGAGUUUCAAGAUGGCAAUGGUUUAGCCAGUGAUCUUGAUGCAGAGAAUGACCAGGAGAUCCCUGUUCAAAGUGUAGUUUCCCAUGAGAAUGUCCGCGAGGGGUGUGGGGAUGAUGGUGUGCUUUCUGAAUUGUUACCAGAGAGUUCCUGUGAUAGGGAACAUGAAAACAGCUCGGCACCUGGCCCAGCUGUAGAAAUUAAUGAGCAAAUAGAUAGACAGGAGGAGAUCAGUCAAAACAGGAGAGCCGAACAGUGGCUUCGGCGAUCUGCCAGGCUCCGAGAGAAAAAGAUAAGAAAUUCUCAGCUAAAGCGAAACCAAUUUCUGAGUGCUAGAGACAUAGCUAACGAGGAGAUAAAAGCCCCAAGUACAGUAUAUGUAGUCAGAUGAAGCAUAGUUUGGAAUCAAGU